Messenger RNA from Electrophorus electricus (electric eel), 3724 nucleotides. RefSeq names its product phosphatidylinositol-5-phosphate 4-kinase, type II, alpha b (gene pip4k2ab). Gene Ontology annotation, molecular function: 1-phosphatidylinositol-5-phosphate 4-kinase activity; 1-phosphatidylinositol-4-phosphate 5-kinase activity. NCBI's taxonomy places the organism in Eukaryota, Metazoa, Chordata, Actinopteri, Gymnotiformes, Gymnotidae. Gene Ontology annotation, cellular component: plasma membrane. Gene Ontology annotation, biological process: phosphatidylinositol phosphate biosynthetic process. The record is from RefSeq and is a predicted model, not a curated record.
GUGACGUAACCCUAAACGCAGGAUUCGUCUUGCCCACGUGCUGCGCGGGGGCUGCAGGACUGAUGCAUUGCGCGUCCGUCCAGUCGUUGCACCCCGAUCGCAGGGCACGGCUGAGAUGCCCGUUUCUCGCUCCACCACACCGACUGGCUUGACUUCAGUUCUGAGGAGACCUGCGCCUCGCGUCGGAUGUGCAUCGUAGAGGGAAAUACCGGGACAUGGGGAUCUGUAACUAACACUUAAGAGCGUUAGCGUGCUAAGGUUUUUCGUCAUUACUGAAAACCGGUCGCCGAUCUUUACAGUAAUGCGAGAUUUUUGCAACGACCGCUGAAGAUCGAUGCUUACUCGUGACAUUCGGCAUUCUUCGGACAUGAACAGAAUUAACCUGCAGUCUGCUGAGCGUAGAUGCCGGUACACUUAACAUCGACCCCUCCCGAAGCCUGCAUCUUGAAGUGGGUGUCUUGGCAGUGCUCCUCGUCACCCUACCAGCUAUAACCUUCGAGCUAACGUCAAUGACAGCUGGCACCGAGGGCUGGCGUGCCGCCGCGCGGUCGGAGAUCUGCGUGAGCCUGCACCAGCGUUUGACGCUCAUUUAACAUUUGCUGAGGGAUGAACGUGGCGAAUUGCUCGUUGACGUACGCUCCGACACGUUUGAUCCGCAGCAGCCUCAGGCGUAAACCCUUUGCGUCGCAGCCUCUCGCGUAGAGCCACAUCCAGUAUUGGGUAAAUCCAUUCAUUCGCCCGUCUUUUUGCCAGCCUCGCUAAACAUGGCCUCUGCGGCCAGCAGCCUCGCUUCAUCCAUCGCCAGCAAAACGAAAACGAAAAAGAAACACUUCGUGGCACAGAAGGUAAAAUUAUUUCGUGCCAGCGACCCACUUCUCAGCGUGUUGAUGUGGGGGGUUAACCACUCGAUAAAUGAACUCAGUCACAUUCAGAUUCCAGUUAUGCUGAUGCCCGAUGACUUCAAAGCAAACUCCAAGAUCAAAGUGGACAAUCACCUCUUCAACAAAGAGAACAUGCCGAGCCAUUUCAAGUUUAAGGAGUACUGUCCUCUUGUCUUCCGGAAUCUUAGGGAGAGGUUUUCCAUCGAUGAUCAGGAAUAUCAGAAUUCGCUGACCCGCAGCGCGCCCAUCCCGAGUGACGCCCAGGGCCGCAGUGGCGCCCGCUUCCACACCACCUACAACAAGCGCUACGUCAUCAAGAUCAUCACCAGCGAGGACGUGGCUGAGAUGCACAACAUCCUGAAGAAGUACCACCAGUACAUAGUAGAGUGCCAUGGAAACACCCUGCUCCCUCAGUUCCUAGGCAUGUACCGCCUCACGGUGGACGGAGAUGAGACCUACAUGAUCGUCACGCGCAGCGUGUUCAGCCACCGCCUACCUGUUCACAAGAAAUACGACCUGAAGGGCUCCACUGUGGCCAGAGAGGCUAGUGACAAAGAAAAGCAGCCACGCCCACCGGAAGACGGUGCUCCGCCCAAGUCUCGCAUGAGCCACAAGCUACAAACCAUCCGGAUCGCCACGCGCUUUUACUGCGCCAUCAGACAUACUAAGGAGCUCCCGACUUACAAAGACAAUGACUUCAUCAACGAGGGCCAGAAGAUCUUCAUAGACGGAGAGAACAAGAAGAUGUUUCUGGAGAAACUGAAGAAUGAUGUGGAGUUCCUGGCCCAGCUGAAGCUGAUGGACUACAGCCUGCUGGUGGGCCUCCACGACAUAGAGCGCGGCGAGCAGGAGCCGGCCGAGGACGAGAGCGAGGAGAACGAGGGCGCCGAUGAAGAGGGGUGCGAAAGCGACGGGGCUGUGACGGCCAGCCCACCCGACAGCCCCAGCAACCGGCCGCUGGGCCCCGGCGACUUCGACCCCAGCAUCGACGUCUACGCCAUCCGGAGCCAUGACAACGCCCCCAAGAAAGAGGUCUAUUUCAUGGCCAUAAUCGACAUCCUCACACCAUACGAUGCCAAGAAAAAAGCGGCCCAUGCCGCUAAGACUGUAAAGCACGGGGCUGGAGCAGAGAUCUCAACCGUCAAUCCGGAGCAAUAUUCCAAGAGAUUUUAUGACUUCAUCACCACCAUUCUCUCCUAAAUGCUGCCUGAGGCUGCUUUGUCAGGAUGCUGGGAUUAGAGGCUGGGAUUAGGGGCAGGGUUUUCGGGUAAGGCCUCCGUAUCCGCAGAAAGGCUUCUGAUGUGAACCUGGGAGCUUUACCCAGCUCUCUUUGUUUACAGUUGAUUUUCUUUAUCUGUGCUUGACUUUUUUUCUCAAUAAAUCUCAAUAGGUUUAUGGUGCCAUGCAGUGGAUGGACAAAUGUCGUAUGUUUGUGUGUUAUACUGUGCUGUACCUCUGUGCUGGGUAUUGUUGAGUUGGAUAUGGAGUGGUGGUGUUGUGCAUUUAACUGAAACCCUCAGAGCUGCUUUUUUGAUCUUAUCGUCUGUUUACUGCAAGAAAGCAUCACGUCGCUGCUUUCCUGAGCCUGGAUUAACCUUAGUCCUGGACUGUGGAAUUUUCAGUGGAGGAUCUCCAUUGCCUGCACAGAUUAGUCCAAGGCUAGGCUUAAUAUGCAUCUGGAAAUAGCAGUCCAUUACAUUCAUAAAUGGAGUAUAAUUUCAUUUCGAAUGGUGAUUACAAAUCAUGCGUCCAGCAAGACAGACAUGUUGAUGGACACACACACGUAACUGUGGGUUGUUCUGGGUUUUUAAUUAAGCACUUGUACCAUUUGGAAGUAGAAAUAGAGAGAUUUGACAUUACUCUAGUCCAUGUAGACUGCGGAGAUAUUUGAGACCCAUCUAGUUAAUUUCCUAUUUGAAAAUGUAGGUUUAGCACCAGCUGCACAGUAGUGGAGUUGACCUGGGCACACCAACUCCAAUAGUGUAUAAACAGAAAACCUCCAAAAAUUGUUUGCACAUGUUCUAAUACACCAAAAUAUUUAUGCAAAUUCUACCAGUUUUAUCACUGACUCAACAGAGGGUCAUGCAAUAGUACUGUGUAUAUUAAGAUGUGUUAAGAGUUAAAUAAGGCAUGUAGAGUGAAUUAGACAUUGGGAAAAUUAGAGCUAAUAUUAGCAUUGCCACUUUUUUAUCCUCAGAAAAAGAACACAGCAUUCUUGUUCUUAUGUUACUCAGAUUAAAGGACCUUCUAUGGUGGGGGGAGGGGAAAUAUGCAUAUAUUUUUACAUCUGUUUGUUUGCGACAGUGUAACUUUUAAAAUGGAUCGUUCUUCCAGCGGGAAUGUGGGUUUGGGGUGUGGGUGCAGACGUGCAGCGAGGUUGAUGCCUAACUUCUGUGGGGCAUUUUGACACUGUACAGACAAAGAUUGGGAGACAGAUGCCUACAACUCUUGGUUUUGCUGUCAAUGUUUAUCUUUCGCUCAAACUUGUAACUUGAUGUGUUCCAGCGACCUUAAGUAUUAUGUAAUUAUAUGGAAAUGGAUAUGGUUUUUUUUUCAUAAAUGAUAUUGUUCAGAGAGUAACCAGAAACAUGACUGUAUGUGUCCGCAUUGUCAAUCUCUACACUGUGCAAGGGUGUGCCUUUUUUUACUCUGAAUUAUUUAAUUUUGUAUUUUAAUCUUUUUUUUUGUUUGUUUGUUUUUUUUAAAUAAAGUUCGCAAAUGUUAUUUUCUAAAAAGGGGGAAAGGUGAACGGGAGGAACCCUAAAGUGGUUUUGCUGUUCCUGUUGUGUGUGUGUGUGUGUGUGUGUGUGUGUGUGUGUGUGUGUGUGUGUGUGUGUGUGUGU